Molecule: messenger RNA, 1375 nt
Organism: Halichondria panicea
Lineage: Eukaryota; Metazoa; Porifera; Demospongiae; Suberitida; Halichondriidae
Exons: 3
Coding region: 326-1375 (349 amino acids)
Source: RefSeq, a predicted model, not a curated record
AAAAAUUAAAAAUAAAAUUCUUAUUUACCAUGCAUAUUAGACUGCUACAUGUGUACAUACAUAUUGAUAGCUAGCUACAUCUCUACUGGUUGCUCUCUUCUUAUAUAGGGUUACCAUUACACGAAAAUAGUACACAGAUUACAAAUGCUAGCUAGUUGCUUUACGCAUCUAUGCUUCACGUAAUUAUAUAUUUUCCUCUGUCAAGUUCCGGGUGGGUGGUAAAGCUGGGCGUAAGCGAGGUCGAGGCAAGGGUGGUGCUGCUGCCUCUGGAUCUGCUGUGAAAAGGAAACGUCGAUUGUUGAACAAGGAAGAAAAGGCUCAAGUCAUGCUCUCUAUAUGUAAUGUCGACAUUCGUGACCUUCUUUCCUACGUGAAAGACACAGUUUCCGGUGAAAAACACUUAGUUGUGAGCGUUGCUAGGCAGGAGUUUUGGAAAUGUCUGCAAACCUCUGAGACUUUGGUCAGUGAAUUGUUGCGCACACUUGCAAGUUUGUUUGGUUUACUCUACAAAAACUGUGACAAGGGUAAAGACAAGUACAUGAAAUUCCAAUUGGAGUGGCAUCAAUGUUGUAGUGUUUUUCUACUGCCUCCCGGAAAAAACUUGUCUGAUGUAGGUAUUGAUUCCAAAAAGAAAGUGGAGCUUGCCCACUUCCAGCAGCGAUGGAUUGGAUAUUGUGAUGGAAGCUGUGCCGACAAGCAUACUAGGGAUGCUGUGAUGAUAUCAGUUUGCAGUGCUGUGUACAAUUACCUUCUCAAGCGUGUGUCACAAGUUCAGCAGUCAUUAUUGAUGGAACCCACAAGCAGUGGCAUAUUAAAAGGGGAUGUAGACUCUGUUUAUUACCGUUUCUGUGGAGCAGCUCUCGCAAGCAUGCUACAAUCGUGUAAAAACGAUCAGAGAGAAACUAUAAACCAGGAAAUAGAAGUGCUGAGAUGUAUUCAGUGUACAGACAAGGAUCACAUUCCUGGAAAACUAAAGUAUCGUGAUCGAGGACACAUGUACUUCCCUUCCAAGGAUUUUUUGACAGUCCUAAGGGGAAUUGAUAGUUGUGUCAUGGAAAAUGCAAACGAAUCUACUUUAAGAAAGUAUGGUCCCGACAUGAUCGAUGUUGCCGUGAAGCAAGAUGAUACUGUUGAUGUACUAACGUUUGACCUCGCUAUUAAAGUGGUGUACAAAGAACUUUGUCGUAAACUAUGCCAUACUCGUCUUGGCGAAUAUAAAGACGAAUAUAUAAGUGCGACACAGCAAAACUUGGCUGCUUUAAAAGGGAAGUCGACUCUUGCUGGCCAAAAUUUAAGAGAUGAACUAUUGACAUCACAUGUGAACACAAAGUCAUUUAUUUGCAUGCUAGGAAGGAAUAGGGGCAUAUCUCGAUAG